GCGGAAUACGGCAGCGAGUCACACACGUGUGCGGAGCGUUCAAUGUUUUCGUGUGGGUUGUAACUCCGAAAACUUUUUGUUGAUUUUGUGAAUAUGAUUUCUGUCAUGGAUGAUAACGACACAGCGGAAGAUGAGCGUAGAGGUGUGAAACGCAAGAUGUCUCUGUCAAGAUGUGACGUAUGUGGAACAGAAGAGGCCAGAUACAGAUGCCCCAACUGUAUGAAACACACAUGCAGUUUGUCCUGUGUGAAACAACACAAGAUGUCUUCGGGAUGCAGUGGAGUUCGAGAUAAGACAGCAUUCAUCUCUCUCUCUCAGUUUGAUGAAAUGAAUCUUCUCAGUGAUUACAGAUUUCUGGAGGACACAGAUCGACUGAGACAAAGUUCUAACAGAGACGCCGUCCUGCACGCCAGUCGCCGACACCCGAAAGAGGGCAUGUGGUUAAUCCGGAAGGCACGAGCGGCUAAAGUCACCCUGAAGAUUCUGCCCAAAGUGUUCAGCAGACACCGAGAGAACACCACAAUCUUCAGAAGAGCUGAUGGACGAGUACAUUGGCAUCUGAAGAUCCAUUUUCCUCAGAGCGCUGCUGUUUAUUCAGAGAGGUUUCCUGAUAACAGAGAAGUCCGUCAGAUUCUUCACGACUUCAUUCAUCCAUCAGAAUCAGAUCCAGUCAGACGUCAGAAGUUAAAGGUUUACGUCCAGAGCCCUCAGGAGGAUAUCAAAAUCUUUAUGAGAUCAGAGCAGGCACAACCCAACACUCUCAGGUACCUUGAGCUGGAUCCACAGAAAACUCUGGGAGAAAACCUGAUGCACACGACUGUUGUGGAAUACCCAGAAAUCUUUGUGGUUCUGAAACAACACAGCCAAGAGUACGUCACCCAAAUGAAGGGGGUCAUCGUCUGGAUGAUGGACUACUGAGAGCAGAGAGAUUUCAGGAGAGCAGUAAUGAUGCACAUGAAACUACUGUUCAAAUAAAACAUCCCAGCUGCUUUAAGAGUGAAUCACACCGGCUGUCAGUGUGUCUCUCUGUUUUAUUAUCCUGAUCUGCAUGUUUAUGGUUAUUUUUGGAGAGGUACAUUUCAUUCCUGUUAGAUUACAGUGUCUCUGAAAAAUGGGUACAAAAUUCAAACAUUCAGAACAGAGACACAUUCUGGCUCGGUGUUAAAGGCAAAGCAAACCGAACCACAUUUUAAUGUGGUUGUAAAUCUGCAUGCGAGUCUUUCUUCGGUGGAACACAAAAGAAGAUAUUUUGAGAAAUGUCUGGGUGGUUUUGUGUUCACGCAAUGGAAGUUAAUGGAGUUCAGUGUUGUUUGAUUAUCAAAAUAUCUUCGUUUGUGUUCUGAAGACGAAGGAAACAGGUUUGACAUGACAUGAGGAUAGGUCAUGACCUUUUAUUUUUUAUAAGUCUCAUUGCUUUGUAGAUAAACAAAUAUCUGUCACACACAUUUCAUUUCUUGACUUGACCGAAAAAUAACUUCACUGUUAUCUGUUUUAUUUAUGUGUCCAACUUUAGACGUCGAGCGACAGUUGUGUUGGCUUCCGUGUCCUAUCUCAAGGAAACGUCUGCAUGGCUUGUCAUCCUCUGAAGGGUGCUUGUCUUCGUCUCCAGAUGUGACUGUGUGUUUCUUUUCCUCUUGUCCCGCUGUCUCCGGGAUCUCUGUUCGUUCAGAAGUGGCGUAUUUUUAGCAGAAUGUCCUGAAACCAAACAAGCUGCUUUCCAAAUACAUUCCAACAUCUGUCAAGCAUCAGCGCGUCUGUGCCGUGAUCCAUCACUGCAUUCCUCAGCUGGAUCUCCUUCACCUGGACCAAACCUCGGCGCAGAUGAUAUAUCACUCCAGAACGCUGUUUCAUGCAUUACUGCAGAGCCGAAGGUCUUAGACGAAAGAUAAGAUCAAUGCUCAUUAAACACACGUGUGGAACGGUUGGUGGAAGAAAAGAACCUGAAACCUCGAGACUGUAGGGCAGAUUUGAUUCUUUCAGGUUUCUGUGUGAUUGAUAGAUUUUAUUUGUCUGGAGGAAAAAGAAGCAUUACGGUUCCCCAAAAGUAUUUCAUAUCGGUUACA
Messenger RNA from Triplophysa rosa, 2063 nucleotides. RefSeq names its product zinc finger HIT-type containing 6 (gene znhit6). The coding region runs from base 94 to 918 and encodes 274 amino acids. Lineage: Eukaryota; Metazoa; Chordata; Actinopteri; Cypriniformes; Nemacheilidae. Gene Ontology annotation, biological process: snoRNA localization; box C/D snoRNP assembly; maturation of LSU-rRNA from tricistronic rRNA transcript (SSU-rRNA, 5.8S rRNA, LSU-rRNA). Gene Ontology annotation, cellular component: pre-snoRNP complex; nucleus. The record is from RefSeq and is a predicted model, not a curated record. The transcript has 10 exons.